Raphanus sativus (radish) is the source of this 691-nucleotide messenger RNA. Its product is annotated as 60S ribosomal protein L12-2. Gene Ontology annotation, cellular component: ribosome; cytosolic large ribosomal subunit. NCBI's taxonomy places the organism in Eukaryota, Viridiplantae, Streptophyta, Magnoliopsida, Brassicales, Brassicaceae. The coding region runs from base 76 to 576 and encodes 166 amino acids. Gene Ontology annotation, biological process: translation. The transcript has a single exon. Gene Ontology annotation, molecular function: structural constituent of ribosome; large ribosomal subunit rRNA binding. The record is from RefSeq and is a predicted model, not a curated record.
CCUAAAACUGUUUCAUUUCCCUGCGCCUCCUCCCACACUCAUUCCACACACACGAAUCACCAAACCCUAACAACAAUGCCGCCCAAGUUGGACCCGACCGCGAUCGUCGACGUCUACGUCCGCGUAACCGGAGGAGAAGUCGGAGCCGCCAGCUCCCUCGCCCCCAAGAUCGGUCCCCUCGGUCUCGCCCCCAAGAAGAUCGGAGAAGACAUCGCCAAGGAGACGGCCAAAGAGUGGAAAGGCCUCCGCGUCACCGUCAAGCUAACGGUACAGAACCGUCAGGCCAAGGUCACGGUGGUCCCUUCCGCCGCGGCGCUCGUCAUCAAGGCCCUGAAGGAGCCAGAGAGGGACCGCAAGAAGGUGAAGAACAUCAAGCACAACGGGAACAUUUCGUUUGACGAUGUGAUCGAGAUCGCGAGGAUCAUGAGGCCGAGGUCUAUCGCCAAGGAGCUGAGCGGGACCGUGAGGGAGAUUCUCGGGACGUGUGUGUCUGUUGGGUGCACUGUUGAUGGGAAGGAUCCUAAGGAUCUUCAGCAGGAGAUUCAGGAGGGUGAGAUUGAGAUCCCUGAGAACUGAGCAUCUCUCUUGUCUUUUUCUUUUGUUUCGUCUUAUCGUUAGAUGAUGCUGUCUUGUUUUAAUUACAAUGACUCGAGUUUUGGAUUAUUAUUAUUAUCUCCGUUGAAAUGGUUUA